AUGGAGAUCGCGCUGGUGACUCUGGAGAACGGCGGCACCACGGCCAUCGCGGGCGGCGACGAUGCCGCGGCCGCCGGCGGCCGGGCGCGCUGGCGGGGCAACCUGCCGCACCUGGCCGGCUCGCCGCAGCUGAGCGACGGCAAGGAGAGCGCCCUGCCGGCCCCGCCGCCGCCCGCGGGGGACGAGCAGCGGGAGCGGCCCCCGCCGGGGCCCCGCGCCGGAGGAGGCGGCGGCGCGGGCGGCCCCGACGAGCGGCCGGCGGAGCCCCGCGGAGCGCCCGAGCCGCCGCCGCGGCCGCCGCCCCGCGCCCCGCGCCCCGCCGCGGACAUGGAGCCGCCCGAGGAAGGGGGACACCGCCGGGGCAUGGCCAUGGCGGCGGCGGGCGACGAGGAGGAGGAGGCGGCGGCGGCCAACGCGGGCGCCAUGCACCACCAGCGGGUGCUGAUCAACAUCUCGGGGCUGCGCUUCGAGACGCAGCUGGGCACCCUCAACCAGUUCCCCGACACGCUGCUGGGGGACCCCGACAAGCGCAUUCGCUACUUCGACCCGCUCCGCAACGAGUACUUCUUCGACCGCAACCGGCCCAGCUUCGACGGCAUCCUCUACUUCUAUCAGUCCGGGGGCAAGCUCCGCCGGCCCGUCAAUGUCUCCAUCGACGUCUUCGCCGACGAGAUCCGCUUCUACCAGCUGGGUGAGGAGGCCAUGGAACGCUUCCGGGAGGACGAGGGCUUCAUCAAAGAGGAGGAGAAGCCCCUGCCUCGCAAUGAGUUCCAGCGCCAGGUCUGGCUCAUCUUUGAGUACCCCGAGAGCUCCAGCUCGGCCCGGGCCAUCGCCAUUGUCUCCGUGCUGGUCAUCCUCAUCUCCAUCAUCACCUUCUGCCUGGAGACCCUGCCCGAGUUCAGGGACGAGAGGGAGAUGCCCGUACCCCUGCCCCCACAAGGUGGAGGUUUGAAUGGCACGCCCGGCGACUCCCCGCCCAUGCAGCCACCCAGUAGCCUGGCUGACCCCUUCUUCAUCAUCGAGACCACCUGUGUGAUCUGGUUCACCUUCGAGCUCCUCGUGCGCUUCUUCGCCUGCCCCAGCAAGCCCGAGUUCUCCCGCAACCUCAUGAACAUCAUCGACAUCGUGGCCAUCAUCCCCUACUUCAUCACCCUGGGCACCGAGCUGGCCCACGAGCAGCAGCCCGGGUCUGGCAGUAGCAAUGGGGGCGGGGGCCAGCAGCAAGCCAUGUCCCUGGCCAUUCUCAGAGUCAUUCGCCUGGUCAGAGUCUUCAGGAUCUUCAAGCUCUCCAGGCACUCCAAGGGGCUGCAGAUCUUGGGACAGACUUUGAAAGCCAGCAUGAGGGAGCUGGGCCUCCUCAUCUUCUUCCUCUUCAUCGGGGUGAUCCUCUUCUCCAGCGCUGUCUACUUUGCUGAGGCCGAUGACCCCGAGUCUCACUUCUCCAGCAUCCCUGAUGCUUUCUGGUGGGCGGUGGUUACCAUGACUACUGUGGGCUAUGGGGACAUGAGACCUGUCACUGUGGGGGGCAAGAUUGUGGGCUCCUUGUGUGCCAUCGCGGGUGUGCUCACCAUUGCCCUGCCCGUCCCUGUCAUCGUCUCCAACUUCAACUACUUCUACCACCGAGAGACUGACCACGAAGAGCAGUCUGUCCUCAAGGAUGAGCACAGCAGUGCUCAGGGCAGCACUGCGGGGGAAGAAGAUAAGAGAAGACCCAGUAAAAACUCUCUGAACAAAUCUGUUGUGCACUUGGAAAACAGUGAGGAGUUCAACAGUGGCACCAGCUCCUUAGAGAAAGCCAAUAUCAAAGCGAAAAGUAACGUAGAUCUCAGAAAGUCCCUCUAUGCUUUCUGUCUGGACACCAAUAGGGAAACAGACCUGUGAGGAGAGGAGACAGAGUUCAGAGGGGCAGAAGGAUUUUUCUGGUGUCAGAAACUUGCUACUAUAAUUAUUCUUUUAGUACCAAUUAGUUUUUUAAGUCAGGCUGUAUUUUAUAAAUUGAUCACUGUCCUGAGCAGUCCUCCAGGAAUACAUGUUUUUAUGUUCUUUUUCCAUGACACAAAGGGUCACCUAUUUUUAAAAUAGACUAAGAAUAAGCUACGCUCCGUGAUGCAGGAGCGGGUAAAUUAUGACAGUGAAAAAUCUAAUUUGUAGAAACUUAUUUUAGCAAAUGGUCAUUGGUUUUAAAUGGGUAAUUUGUAACCAAUUCAGUUGCUCCGAGUUUAGUAUAAAGGA
This is a messenger RNA of Hirundo rustica (Barn swallow), 2232 nucleotides long. It is a transcript of the gene KCNA5, whose product is annotated as potassium voltage-gated channel subfamily A member 5. The coding region runs from base 1 to 1881 and encodes 626 amino acids. Lineage: Eukaryota; Metazoa; Chordata; Aves; Passeriformes; Hirundinidae. Gene Ontology annotation, cellular component: voltage-gated potassium channel complex; membrane. The record is from RefSeq and is a predicted model, not a curated record. The transcript has a single exon. Gene Ontology annotation, molecular function: delayed rectifier potassium channel activity; protein binding. Gene Ontology annotation, biological process: potassium ion transmembrane transport; protein homooligomerization.